This is a messenger RNA of Antrostomus carolinensis (chuck-will's-widow), 912 nucleotides long. RefSeq names its product high mobility group 20B (gene HMG20B). Lineage: Eukaryota; Metazoa; Chordata; Aves; Caprimulgiformes; Caprimulgidae. Gene Ontology annotation, biological process: regulation of gene expression. Gene Ontology annotation, cellular component: nucleus. The annotation marks the transcript as partial. The transcript is spliced from 6 exons. The record is from RefSeq and is a predicted model, not a curated record.
AGACAUGCUACGGGCAAAGCUCAGCAUGGAAACUUCCUGGUGGCCAUCAAGCAGGAGAAGGGAGAGUCGGCACGGACGAGCGGUGAGAAGCCGCACGGCGAGGAGGAGCCGGUGAAGAAGAGGGGCUGGCCCAAGGGCAAGAAGAGGAAGAAGAUCCUUCCCAAUGGCCCUAAAGCCCCUGUGACAGGCUACGUGCGUUUCCUGAAUGAGCGGCGCGAGCAGAUCCGCACGCAGCAUCCUGACCUGCCCUUCCCAGAGAUCACCAAGAUGCUGGGGGCUGAAUGGAGCAAGCUGCAGCUCUCAGAGAAGCAGCGGUACCUGGAUGAAGCGGAGCGGGAGAAGCAGCAGUACAUGAAGGAGCUGCGGGAAUACCAGCAGUCAGAGGCCUACAAGAUGUGCACGGAGAAGAUCCAGGAGAAAAAGAUCAAAAAAGGUGGGUUGUGGGAGCAGUGGCUGCCAGCAUCGCUGCCAGUAUCUGGCCAAGCUGGUGAGUGCGGUGACACCUUCUCCACCUUUGAUGUGCCCAUCUUCACAGAGGAGUUCUUGGACCAAAACAAAGCCCGGGAGGCUGAGCUGCGGCGCCUGCGGAAGAUGAACACAGAGUUUGAGGAGCAGAACGCUAUCCUGCAGAAGCACACAGAGAGCAUGAACUGUGCCAAGGAGAAGCUGGAGCAGGAGCUGGCCCAGGAGGAGAGGCAGACCCUGGCCUUACAGCAGCAGCUCCAGUCUGUGCGACAGGCCCUCACCGCCAGCUUUGCCUCCCUCCCCAUCCCUGGCACCGGGGAAACCCCCACGCUGAGCACUCUUGACUUCUACAUGGCCAAACUGCACAGCGCCAUUGAGAGCAACCCGCUGCAGCACGAGAAACUGGUGGUGCGCAUCAAGGAGAUCCUGUCCCGGAUAGCCAGGUGA